This is a messenger RNA of Paramisgurnus dabryanus, 5544 nucleotides long. RefSeq lists its product as uncharacterized. The record is from RefSeq and is a predicted model, not a curated record. Lineage: Eukaryota; Metazoa; Chordata; Actinopteri; Cypriniformes; Cobitidae.
AUGGCAAAAAUUGGGAUAUCUCUAUUCAGGCCAAACUCAAGGGCUCUUAUCUGGCGGUUUACGAAAACAUUUCCCGCAAAAUGGCCGAGCGUGGUUACAGACGAUCCUGGCUUCAAUGCCAGCGAAACAUUAAAAGCCUCUGAGCCAAAUAUAAGGAGGUUAAAGACUGGAACAAACCAAGUGGCCGUCAACGUAUCACCUGUCCAUUUUACGAAGAGUUGGACCACAUUUUGGGGGAUAAGGCCCAGCGUUCAGCCACUAGAACUGUUGGACAGCUGCUUUGUCCAAGAGGAGCCCGAGGAGGAGAGCCCAGGUCCUGCAGCUGUCGCGGCCAGCGUAGCUAGUCGCUCUUUCGGUGAUACAGGUGAUGGGACCCUUGUAGCUUUUUCGCCUUCUGCCUCUACCUGUGAUGAAAGUUCUGCAGCAAGUGAAGAUACAUCUGUGAACAGCCAUGCAUCUUCCACACCCACUGCUUCUACUACUUGUAAGAGCAGAAAAAGAAAAUCAAAGAUGGAGGCAACGCUGGAGGUGUUUGCUGACAAGAUUACCAGUGCCCUUAAAGAUGACGACACAGAUCUUUUGUUGAAGAUGCAAGCAGCUCAGGAUGAGCAUGGUAGUAAAAUGUUCGCCAUGAUAUCUCAGUUUAUGGAGAGACCAAUCCAGCCUCCACAGCCACCUUUCUACCAAGCACCAACUCAGCCCUCUCAGAUUUACAACUCAAUUCGUCCUCCUACUCAUCAUUCCACACGGUUUCCUGUGGCUUCCUCUCCAUCUCCCACCCAGCCCCUGCCCUUUUUUCAAGAUUUAAAUCGACCACUGCCCUCCAAUAAUACACAUCCUCAUCUCACACAGUAAUUUUUCCAGGCACUGGCAAAUACUCAGGCUUUCGACAACUCAGGCUUUCAACAACGAGGAUCAUCAGCCACCUUUCCAGUCUAAAGAUGAUGAAACCCACUUUACAAGUUUAUGAAUGGUUCUAAAACAUUAAUGCCAGUCAGGGGCGUGUCUAGAGGGGGGGCAUGGGGUGGCACCGGCCCCCCCUGGAAUAUGAUUGGCCCCCCUGGUGCCCCCACUCCAAUCUCAUUGGGCCAACUAGAUUUACUGUCAAACUGAAAAUGCCCGCCGCACCAUUGGACCAGAGAGCUGUCAAUCACUGUUUGAUAUGAGACUCACGCGAAGAAGAAGCGAGCACAGUAGUUGCGCGUUUUUAAAACAGGAGGAAAGAGACACCACGACACCACUGCACCAUUGGAACAGUUGUCAAUCACUGUUUAAUUUGAGACUCGUGCGAACGCGAAGAAGGAGCGGGCACCCCGCCACAGACUCAACACUGGCACAAAUCAACACAAAUCAAAUAGAUUUUUCAUGAUUACCAUUUACAUUUUAUUUUACUAUUUUAAACGGCUUUGUUCGCUGUUGCAAGUGCUCAGCAGUGCUCUUGCGUGCACGCUUUCUCACUGCUGCGUGCGGAACCUCGGCGUGCCUCUCUUACGACACUGAGUGAAGGAGUUAAAAGUUGGCGGUGUUUUCCACCUGGGUUCCUUCAUGUACUUGUCUUUUCACAUAAACGUUAACAGUCAACAGAUGUUACUGACGAGCAGUGAUGGGAAAAUGGCGUUUUACGUAAUUGCGUUACUUUUUUCAGUAACGAGUAAUCAAAUAAAUUACUGUUUCCCCCGUUAUAACGCCGUUAUCGUUACUGACAUUAAAAUGCUGCGCUUUACUAAAAUUGAUCUUACUGUAGUGAUUUUCAGCCGCGUAUGCUCACUCUCUCAGCCAAACACUGUUUUUCUCUUGUGUGUGUUGUGAGAAACAUAACGGAUGAUGAUUGGCUUAAUUUCCAUCGGUAGCCAACCAGAGGCAAAGUUCACAAAAAGGCCCGCCCACACCCGCAGUCCAAGUCCGAGGAGCGAGCAGCAGUGUUAAAAAGUCUGAGCAACUUGGUCACUUUGUCGCUAGAUUUAGCAACUUUCUAUCACUUUAGCGACUUUAUAGGACAAAUCUAGCUAUCUUUUCCGGCGUGGUUGGAGACUUUUGUAGACUGACAUGAAAAUACGCAUCAUUUUCUCUUCUCAACGAGCAGCGGUGCUGCUGCUGACCGUGCCCCAUCUCAAAGCACUGACAUGCAGCCCGGUCAUCGCGCAUCAAUCACUCCGAAAACACCGGCGACAGGGCGAUGGCAAGUACAACAAGCUCAAAGGUAGCGGUCGCAAACACGAAGUAUAAAGCACUACUUUUCCAUUGUUGCGGUGAAAGGCAAGAAUGUUUGUGUAAUGGGAAACAUAUGCCCAUGAAGAAAAAGUCUCUCCACGUCUGUGGCAAGUAAUUCUGAUCUAAUAAAGCACCUCACAUCGUCACAUGCUGCCAUAAAAUCAGUGAUUUCUCUUUAGUAUCCAUUUUAGUCAUUUAACAUAUUUAAUUUUGUAAGGGGCAUUCAAGUUAUUUGAAAUAUUACAUUUUUUUAAGUAACGCAAUAAUUACUUUUCCUGGUAAUUAAUUACUUUUAUAAUAAUGUGACGCAGUUACUAACUCAGUUAGUAUUUGUGAGAAGUAAUUAGUAACUAUAACUAAUUACUUUUUUAAAGUAACGUUCCCAACACUGCUGACGAGAAGACGGUUGAUCGAGUAUCAUGACUUAAAGGUUAGUAGUGUUUUCCCACACAGACACCAGUUCUCUGUGCACGACUCACAAGCUCUCACCCUCCCUAUGGUGCGGUAUGCGCGCGUAACAGUAUAUUUUUUAAUUUGCGCUGAAUUGUCUGCCCUAUACGCGAUCGACAAUUAAACUAUCACUCGCAUUUAAAUUUAAAGCGCUCAUAAACACAACCAGAUGAGAAGAGCAACCCUGCAUGAGACACACAGGUAAUCCGAAAUCACCUCGUAUCAGCUUAAUGUAAAUGUAUGAUGAUUUUAUCAGACAAUGUUGCAUUUAAAUCAGGAUUUUAGCAGUAUAAAGUAACAGCUGGUUGCAUUAAACACGAGGUGUUAUUGGGUCGUGUUUAGGCACUAUUUUAAACUCUUUCUUUAUGUCUGACAACAGAACAUAUGUAAAAAAUAGCAUUCAGUUGUGUUACAAUACAAUAAAAUAAACAAUGGAAGUCAGAUCAGACAGAGUAGAAAAACACAUUUUUAAGUAGUCUAAUAUUUUCCCAAACGGUCCUGAUAUGUCAGAACGUUAACUAAUACCAGCUACACGCAACUCUGUGUAAUUUAGAUAGCCUACUUAAAGGAAUAGUUCACUUAAUUUAAAUGGUCAUAUACCUAAACUUCUUUCAAACCUGUAUGAGUUUCUUUCUUCUGCUGAACACAAAAAAGAAGAGUUAAGAAUGUCGGUAACCAAAAUCAGUUGAUGGAUCCCAUUGACUUCAUAUGUAGGAACAAAAUAACAUGGCAGUCAAUGGGGUUCAUCAACUUUCUGGCUACUAAAUAUAUAUUACCAAAAUUGUUUAUUUUGUGUUCAGCACUAGAAAAACUCAUACAGGUUUGAAAUAACUUUAGGAUGAGUAAAUUUUGACAAUUUAUUUAAAGUGAACUAUUCUGGAACAGAACGGUGUUGUCUAAUCCAUGCAAAAUACAAAACAUUAUUAAUAGAUUAAUACCAUCUAUAUUAGAGCACGUGCAUUGCACAAGAUUUUGGGAACCAUGCUUAAUAUUUUCUAAACCAGUAUUGAAAAGGAGGUUUAAGAGGGAUGGUAGGUGGCUGGCUUGAGACCAGUGGCGGUGUCGGUAAGCAAACUGAAAAGCAAAGUGGGCGUGGCAAUUGGACAGAGGAGAAACUUCCAAACAAGUAUCUAUUUUCAUUUGAAUUUUCUGAUUGGCCCCCCUGACUGGUUAUUGGUCCCCCCUGUGCCCCCCCAUUUAUAAAAUCCUGGAAUCGCCCCUGAUGCCAGUUAAUGAUACAGUUUUGCACAAUGUUCAGGUUGAAGUGUGAAGAUUAUUGAUAUGCAAGGUUAUUUUGAUUUGUUGAUGGAAAAUUGAAUAUGUUGCAUUGUAUUUGUUUGCACUAUUAUAGCCACACUGUUUUCUCUUAAUAAAAAGGAAACCGCAAUAGCAGAAUUGAAAAUGUUAUUUAAAAACGUAUUGCAGCUAUUGUACAAAUUCAGCAAAGGAGCACAAAACUAAACAAAUAACUAAUUUGCAACCUGGUCUCAUGGGAAAUACGUACCUCUGCACACAGUUUUGAAAAACAAACGUCCACUGGGGUCGCUAAAGAGAAGAACUCCAUGUGACAUUACAUCAGGAGUUGCAUUUAGAGGUCUGCACUCCCGCGGGACGGGACAAAUUUUGAAUGGUCAUUGCGGGAGCGGACGGGAUGAUAGAGAUCGCGAUAUGCAUCGAAUUUACCGUGCUUUACCACAGUAACAGUAUAUUUUGGCUACUGCGUGGUUUUUGCUAAAACGCGAUAUGCGUCGAAUUGACCAUGCUUUACCACAGUAACAGUAUAUUUUGGCUACUGCGUGGUUUUUGCUAAAACCUGAUACACGUCGAAUUUACCAUGCUUUACCACAGUAACAGUAUAUUUCGGCUACUGCGUGGUUUUUGCUAAAACGCGAUAUGCGUCGAAUUUACCAUGCUUUACCACAGUAACAGUAUAUUUCGGCUACUGCGUGGUUUUUGCUUAAACGCGAUCUGCGUCGAAUGUACCAUGCUUUAGCACAGUAACAGUAUAUUUCGGCUACUGCGUGGUUUUUGCUAAAACGCGAUAUGCGUCGAAUUGACCAUGCUUUACCACAGUAACAGUAUAUUUCGGCUACUGCGUGGUUUUUGCUUAAACGCGAUAUGCAUCGAAUUGACCAUGCUUUACCACAGUAACAGUAUAUUUCAGCUACUGCGUGGUUUUUGCUGAAAGGCCAUAUGCGUCGAAUUUACCAUGCUUUACCACAGUAACACUAUAUUUCGGCUACUGCGUGGAUUUUGCUAAUACGCGAUAUGCUUCGAAUUUACCAUGCUUUACUACAGUAAUGGUAUAUUUCGGCUACUGCUUGUUGUAGUUAAAACACGUUAAGCGUCUCAUUUACCAUGCCACAGUAACAUUACAUUUCGGCUACUGCGUGCUAAAACCCGAUACGAGUCUCAUUUACCAUGCUUUACCACAGUAACAGUAUAUUUCAGCUACUGCGUGGUUUUUGCUAAAACGCGAUAUGCGUCGAAUUUACCAUGCUUUACCACAGUAACACUAUAUUUCGACUACUGCGUGGUUUUUGCUAAAACGCGUUAUGCGUCGAAUUUACCAUGCUUUACCACAGUAACGGUAUAUUUCGGCUACUGCGUGGUUUGUAGUUAUAACACGUUAAGCGUCGCAUUUACCAUGCUUUACCACAGUAACAGUAUACUCUCACCUCAGGGUCCCCCUCCCAGAAUGUUUUAGAUGUCUUCAUAUAUAAAACACUUGAUUCAGUUCAUUAGCUUGUUAGUGUGUUAAUUAAGGAACGUUUUAAACAUUCUAGAACAAGACUGAUGAGUGGAAUCAGGUGUUUCAUAUAAGGAGACAUUUAAAACAUUUUGGGAGGGGGGCCUUGAGGACUGAAGUUGGGAACCACUGAC